Messenger RNA from Exophiala dermatitidis NIH/UT8656, 3547 nucleotides. RefSeq lists its product as uncharacterized. Gene Ontology annotation, molecular function: protein binding. The record is from RefSeq and is a predicted model, not a curated record. Gene Ontology annotation, cellular component: U5 snRNP. Lineage: Eukaryota; Fungi; Ascomycota; Eurotiomycetes; Chaetothyriales; Herpotrichiellaceae. The coding region runs from base 328 to 1707 and encodes 459 amino acids. The transcript has a single exon.
CUCAAAUCAAGUGUCGUCCGGCUGCAGUCCCAGUGCAGUGCCAGUACCUACAAUUAGGUAUGCACUGCAGUGAACGAUGGACUCGGAGAAGAUGAGGCUGCAGCCUCUGACGUCGCCGCCACUUAAUUAUUGUGAUUACUGCUCUUGGAUUAGAGCGAGUUCCGUUACUACUACUAGAGGUCACAUCCACCACUGCACUGCACACUACCUAGGUACGCCAUCCGUCUCAGCUCCUGGGAGUUUCUUCUCGAAUUUACCACUCAAGCAGUUGACAGUUGCUCAACCACCAAAGCCUGGCUCCCUUCGUUUGGUGAAUGCGAAUCCGGCAUGUCGUGGAAUUCGGGGCGCUCGAAACGAGCAGCAGAGGACUUUGUCCGCACUCGGGAUCAUGAGGAUUUCUACGGCCAGCCUACGAAGAAGCCGCGCUUCGACGUCCGUAAUCCUUCGGCUUUAGCUCCCGACGCGCCUGAAGACGACGACAUUCUCGAAGCGGACGUUAUCGGCACCCGUGGGCAACAAGUGCGCCGAGGGGCAGUCAACAUCGACGGGUACGACUCCGACUCUGACAAUGACAAUUUCAACGCACGCGCAGACGCCAAGGCCAAGGCAAAAUCCGCCAAAUCGCAAGAGGAGGAAACAAAUGACAUGUUUGCGGAACUGGACGAGGACCUAAAAGAUGGAGAUGACUCCGAGGGCGAUGCUGGAAGGCGAGGAGGCAACAAAAAAGCCGUGCGGUUCCUAGAUGAAGAUGAAAUUGAGGGACAGGUCAAGUCGUCCAAGAGUGGCGGUCAUGUUUCUGCAAACUUCAGUCUCAAUGGUAGUGGACAAGGAAAGUCAAGAGCACAAGACGACGAGGUGGAAAGCAGCAGUGAAAGUGAGGUAGACGAUGAGGUACGAGCAAGUACAGGAGACCUCGACCCAGAGCUGGGUGCUGGAGCCAAGAAAUCACAUGCUCCUAAACUCGAUGCCUUUAACAUGCGCGCCGAACAAGAAGAAGGCCGAUUUGACGACCAGGGCAACUACGUUCGUAAAGCAGCCGAUCCGGACGCCAAACACGAUAUCUGGUUAGAGGGCGUAUCGAAAAAGGCCAUGCGGAAAGCCAAGGAAGCCGCCGAUAAGCGGGAGGAAGAGCGAAGAAAACGUGCCCUCGAAGACGACGCAAAGCCGACAUCGCAGGUGCUGGCUGUAUUGAUACCUCAGUUAGAACGCGGAGAGACGGUGCUUGAAGCGCUUGCUCGACUCGGAAAGGGAAAAGAAAAGAAACGUAAAUGGCAAACAAAGACAAAAACCAGGAGGCAACAUGAGCCACCUGCCGAGCAUGCUGGGGACGAAGAAGACGACGCAGCCGAAAAGAGCAGGAAGGAGAAGAUCGAAAUGAUUACGGGAGCGGCCGACAUCUUGUUGACCAGAGGUCAGCCAGAGAUUUACGAUGCUGAAAGAGAAUUGCUCAUUCGACAGUAUCAAAGGGAGACCGGUGAAGAAUGGACCGAUCCUCCGGCACCCGACACAGACGAAUCUCCUGCUGAUGGCUCUGAGGAACAGAUGUGGGAGUACAGGUGGACUGAUGCCAGAGACGGCGGUGCCAUCAAUGGACCGUACAACCGCGACACCAUGAAGCAGUGGAAUGAUGCCGGCUAUUUUGGUGAAGCGGUUGAGUUUCGUAGAAAAAACGGCGGAGACUGGACCAGGGUGGCCGAGUUCGCCUGAAAAUGAUGCCUGAUAUUCCGGAUAAUUGACUUCCUAAGCAUGGAAUAUGUCCUUGUCGAUUCGAUCUGCGCCUUUCAGGGUCAUGGCGCGGGUGUGCUCGAAAGUCAUUACCCUCCAGUUGAGUUCUCGGCGCCAGAAAAGACCAUAGCCUAGCGUUUUCUCCCCAGUUUCGGCGGACAGCCCGCCACUUCGAGGCAUUCUCCGGGCGAAGACGCAGGCCCUGAAUCUAGAGUGGAUCAUAGCCAUAGCACAGCAGACACAAGGUUCGUGGGUGAGAUAGAGGUCGAGACCACUGCAGAGGUAGCCUUCGCUGCGAGAUUCCGAUUGCUUUUCAGGGAGAGAAUCGUGGUCAACCAGUGUGACGUUGCGAAGCCCAUUUGUCAGAUCGCGAAGGACCUUGUCAUCAUCUUCGUAGCGCGCUUCGAUGGACGUCACAGCCUGACCAGAAGGAGUUUCGGAGCAGGUGGCCAAGAAUUUGUUGUGCGACCCGGCUUUGAUACGUCGGCGGAGUUCCUUGUUGGCAACCAUGGCGAUGGCCCGCAUGGCGGCAUGAUAUUCUGGUCUUCCCUCCCCAUGAUUUGCCAUCAAGGACUUGUGGAUUUUUGGGUCUUCUGACCACCAGCGGGCAUCACCAGCAACCGCCAUUACCGCACCUGUUUCUGGAUCAACGACGACGGCUCCGACACCACGCCCGUGACCGGCAUCGUGAGCCUCAGCUGCAGCCUGAAAAGCCAGUUGUAUGUACUUGUCCGCCAUCGGGACUUCCAGGGCCGUGCGUACCCGGCGAAGUUGAUGAAGGGGUGGAGCAUCUUGGACGACCUGAGCGGCAGGGUUGAAGAUGGAUGGCCAAUAACGUUCACUCCAAAGGGCAGCCUGUUCAGCACUCAGAGGAGCAAACCGAGGGACAACGGCAUCAAAGCAGCGUGGCAGGCCUUCAACAUCGAUGUGUGGCAUGAGCGUAGCUUCUAUGUCCUCCCAAGGGACAACGGUAUUGGGCAACAAGAGGAAGACGGUCUGAAGACCCCUGGCGUCAUAGUCACGGCGCCAUGCCAGAUCCAGCGGUAAGUGAACCAGCGUGCAGAGGCGCCGGAGAUGGCUGAAAGAAGGAUGCUUGCCGCCGGAUGGGAUGAUGGGUUUGACAAUGCUGGUCAGAGUUGUCAGCUUCAAUUGCCCCUAGUCACACGCAAAGUUUGGGGGAAACGCCCGUACCUUAGAGCCUUGCUUGUCAGUUUUGCCGGGAUCUCCACGACAAAGGCCCGCACUGGCGGAGUAAGUCAGCAACGCGGACACCGGUCACCACGACAGCAACUCACCGAACUCCUCGUCAGACCGAGUCUCGUGCAGAGUCUUCAACGGCUCAAGGAAGGGGACUGGGACUGGUUCCGCCAUGGUUUGGGAGUGUGGUUAGGAGUGUCUGCAUGGUCUGCGGGAGAAGAACGAAUGCAGAGUGUGGUGCAGAACGCGAGAGGUUGAAAUGAGAGUUGAGAGAUGGGAAGUAGGAAGUAGGAAGUCGCGACUGCCGUUUGAGAGUCUAAGGCGACUGCCCUGCUACCUUCCUUUCAAGUUCAAUUGUUAUCAGUGCAGCCUGAGCGCAGUCUGAAACUUGAAUGACAGUACAAUGAAGUCGCAGUCCGUUGUUGUCGUCGUGAUACUAGUAGUAGUAGGCCAGGUGCGCAGCGGGCCAGCUGGACGAAACGGAAGGCGCAAGCGCAGAAAUGAAGAACUUGAAUCACACUGCACGCCUCAGCCUUCGCUGCAGAACUUGAGAGAGACUGCAACCAGUGCGAACCACAACGCCUCCCGCCAAUAAGAGAAUCAAAAACAAUUAUGUACAAGCCCG